Messenger RNA from Radiomyces spectabilis, 3345 nucleotides. RefSeq names its product rab-GTPase-TBC domain-containing protein. Gene Ontology annotation, biological process: activation of GTPase activity; protein phosphorylation. Gene Ontology annotation, molecular function: ATP binding; protein kinase activity; GTPase activator activity. The transcript has 14 exons. Lineage: Eukaryota; Fungi; Mucoromycota; Mucoromycetes; Mucorales; Radiomycetaceae. The record is from RefSeq and is a predicted model, not a curated record. The coding region runs from base 229 to 3201 and encodes 990 amino acids.
CGCAGUUUGCACGGAUUUCCAAGUUGCAUAAUGCAGCUGCUGUUUUGCUUUAAUGCUUCGCUUGCUUAUGAAGCUUUUCCCGCCAAGGCGGUCCUUGAAAAAAAGUGGCAAUUUCAUGAUAUCUUUUUCCACCUUUGCUGGGUUGGCCUUAGCGAUUAAAACUGCACCACUUGCACCACUUGCCAGUGGUCUUUCUGAACUAUCGUCACAGUCAACAUAUAUAUAGCCAUGUUUGCUAAUGCAAGAGAUUUAAGUGUUUCUUCUUCUGGAUCCACUCCCAAACUCGCCUCUUGCAACUUUGUCGCUUCGGCACGGUCUUCCGAAGCAUUGGCACAGUCGGGUCAUUUGGCCGUUUCAGCUCCAUCGCAGAUCAUUGGCCAAUUUCAAACCUUGAAAACCCUUCGUCACCCUCACUUGUGCGAAUAUGUGGAUAUCCACCGAGGCAAAUACGAUAGGUUGUUUACAGUGUCAGAGUACCAUGACUGCUCCUUACAAAAGACGCGUAACGUCAACGCGGAAAAUCCGUCCAGGACAAGCAUACAGAAGCUAAGUCAAUGGGCCUUUGAAAUUUGCUCAGCACUUCAAUAUCUACAAACACACCGGAUAGUCCACGGCUGUCUGUCACCAUCUAAUAUUCUACUGGAUUCUCAGGGCCGAGUAAAAUUGUUUGGUUACGGUCUUUUUUAUAUGACAGGAGGUGGUGAAAAUGUGGAUUUCCCAAUUGGCUAUCCACCGUAUCUUGCAUGUGAAUGUCUGGAUCACACCGCUCCAGCUAACGUCGCCCAAGACAAGAGAGAUGUAUGGGCGCUGGGAAUCAUUCUGUUGGAACAAUACAUGCGUCAUUCUUUUUGGACUACUUCAGACGUUGGAUUAAUCUUUGAUUCGUUGAUGACCUGUGCCGAAUGGAGUGCCGACGCAGGAAAUGAUGCAGCAGAUACCUUGUGGCAUCACGAGGGCAUUGAAACGCUCGAUAUCAACAAGAGUGUACUUACCUUUUUGCAAGGCGAUUUCUCCGAAGAGGAAGCAAGCGACGAUCUUAAAGCAUUUCACCAUUUCAUUUUAAAAUGUCUGCAAGUUUCCGUGUCCAAACGUGCUUCGAUCGUGGAACUUUUAUCUACCGACUUCCUAUUGAAUUGCCAACGGCAUAUGCAAGAAAGUCCCUGGAACAAGGGCCCAAUAUUGGUAUCCGAUGCAUUGGAUCCCGAUCCAGAGGAAACGCAAGAGACCGAUGAAGCAAAUCCAGCAAAAGAUGCAUUGCAAGGAUUACCCAUUUCUUACAUAUACCAUCUGUGGAAACUCGCGGGCGGGGAUGUGGAACUCGACCUUCUCAAGCGGGGCGUUUUCUUGUCAACUCCGGUGAUCGAGCGUCUUCCGCGUGUAUGCCUGGUCAAUGAUCAUCUCGAGAUUGGCAACAACACGACGGAUAUUGCUCAACUAUACUCGGACACCAUCAAUGUGUUGGGAUUCAAGGAGCUGUACCAACGGCUCGAGGAAGGUCGUAACGUUGGUCAUGCUGAUCGUUUCGAAUGUGAUGCGGAUUUCUUUAUGGUGGUGGAUGAAAGCGAGGUCAACUUUUUGUUGGAUACCGAAAGUGAUUUGACUUCCGAUGCCAAUGACAGUGCCGAGCUCGAUGCGGAUUUCAUUUUCACAGAAGAUCUAAUGACGCUUCCACCGUCCAUGACUGUUGCCGCGGAACCAACCACUAUGGCAACUCCUACAACACCGAUGAAACGGUCUUCUUCUCACACGGCGAUGAGUCGAACAGGAUCGUCUUCUUCUCUCUCGGUUCACAGUCCUGCCCCCUCUACGCCUGUCCAGUCAUCCUUCCCUAAACUGCCUCUUCUCUUACGCGAACAAGAUGUGAAUUAUCAAUAUCAUCGGUUGGCGCUCUUCUCCGACUUGCUACGACAAUACCCGGCCUCCCGAAAAGAGAUUUUGCACCAUGCCAAAGUGGACAUUCCACCUUUAUUACGUGGUAAAAUCUGGGCGGCCGUUCUCGGUGUCCGAGGUGACACCGAACAUGCAUUUCAUCAAAUCAGCAAACAAAUAGACCCUAUCGCCGAUCGACAGAUUGAAGUGGAUGUACCGCGAUGUCAUCAGUACAAUCAGCUUUUAGCUUCCUCUACCGGCCAUGAAAAACUGCGCCGACUUUUACGAGCCUGGGUUUCAGCCAAUCAACAGCUGGUCUAUUGGCAAGGUCUGGAUUCUUUGUGUGCUCCAUUUUUAACUCUAAAUUUCAACGAUGAAGCAUUAGCUUUUGCCUGUUUGCAAAAGUUUAUCCCCAAAUUCCUGAACAAUUUCUUCAUACCGAACAAUUACGCCAUCCUUCAAGAAUACCUCGCCGUAUUUCGUCAUUUGUUAAGCUAUCAUGAUCCCGAACUGUCAAGUCACUUGGAUAGCAUUGCCUUUAUGCCCGAUUUAUACGCUAUUCCUUGGUUUCUUACUCUUUUUACGCAUGUUUUCCCAUUGGACAAAAUAUAUCACUUGUGGGACAAGUUAUUGGUGGGUCCUUCUUCCUUGCCAUUAUUUGCGGGGAUCGCUAUCCUGCGGCAAAUACGAGAUGUUCUGUUGUCGAGCGAAUUCAACGAUUGCAUUGUCCUGUUCUCCGAGAGCUUUCCAAAAGUGGAUAUUGAAAAAUGCGUCCAAAGUGCCAUGAGUAUGUGCAAAGUCACUCCACCGAGUCUGGUGGCGCGUGGCCACCCAUCAGCCGCGUCUGCCGUCGAUGCCUCAUCUCAGCCUUCAAAUGAAGUGGUACGAGAUGCUCGAGCCAAGAUGCUGGAAUUGUCUCCUCGAAUAUCGGUAAAGGAUAUCGAUAGAAUUCUCUCUUCUUCUUUACUGUUGGACAUACGAUCUGAACAAGCAUUUUCCCAGGAGCAUAUUCCAUCCUCUAUGAAUGUGCAAUCUGAACAAUUAAAGAGUUACGCUACUAUUUUACGAAAAUUAAAUCGUAAGCAUCAUCUUGUGGUAUGCGAUGAUGACGAACAAGGCUUGCAGUUUGCAUCUCAAUUGGUAUAUCGUCACUUCCCGCAAGUGGCUGUGAUACAAGGGGGAAUUGGAGCCGUCCGACAAGAAAACGCAGACAACUUUUUAUGCCAUUGCCGACCACAGAAGCAAACUACAGCCGGGUUCCGAGGCAAAGGCUCCGAACCACCGUUUGUCAUUUGGAGAUGCAAAGUACCGCCACCAUUGACAAGGAAAUAAGGCGUUGUUUAUUUUUGAGCAGAGCCAAAAAAGAAAAAAAGUGGAUAGGUUUUUUCGAAUGUUGAACCUUUUUAUAACGCAGUGCCUCUCUCAAGGUUCUCGCGAAUCUCCUUUGUAUAUUUAUCAUAGAAUCGAGCAAUCUUC